This is a messenger RNA of Sphaeroforma arctica JP610, 297 nucleotides long. RefSeq lists its product as hypothetical. The transcript has a single exon. The annotation marks the transcript as partial. Lineage: Eukaryota; Ichthyosporea; Ichthyophonida. The record is from RefSeq and is a predicted model, not a curated record.
AACGAUAUAGUGACUGUCAUUCCAUCUGAGAAGAUACAAAUGCAUACAAGUGUGGCCGAAGAUGUGGCGAAAGGAGUACCAGAUGUUAUAAUGCUGACGGUUAAAAAUCUAGCCAAUGAAAGCGUCGCAAAUGAGCUGCAGGCGUUAAAGUUGCCAAGCAGUGUUAAAAUUGUUACCAUGCAGAAUGGGACUGUGGCGUAUACGUAUUUCAAGGAACGAUUUCCGACGCACACAGUGAUACCCGCCAUCUGCUCGUUCAAUGUCCAGUCUGAGAAAGGUGAUUCCAAAAAAAUAUGA